Molecule: messenger RNA, 993 nt
Organism: Pestalotiopsis fici W106-1
Lineage: Eukaryota; Fungi; Ascomycota; Sordariomycetes; Amphisphaeriales; Sporocadaceae
Exons: 1
Coding region: 1-993 (330 amino acids)
Cellular component (GO): membrane
Molecular function (GO): transferase activity, transferring alkyl or aryl (other than methyl) groups
Source: RefSeq, a predicted model, not a curated record
AUGCUUGCCAAACCUUCCAACCACACAUCCGUCAAGGCCUCAACCGGGCCAAAGCCCCAACUGGGUCGUCCCGGUCUCCUGAGCCGGGUCGCCGCCAUCUGGAACAUCUUCUGGCUCCUUACCAAAGAUGAUUUAGUCACAUUUGUCCUCCCGACUACCACAUUUGGCAUCUUUGGUGCUCUCUCUGGACCCUCAUUUGUUCUACCUACCAGCCAGCCAUUCCAAGUCGUGCUGCGAUUGCCCAUGGUCAUUUUGUUCACCUGGUCCAAUCUUCUCAUCUUUGAACUCGCAAACCAACGACUACCCAGUUCCUUCGCUGAGGACGCUCUGAACAAACCAUGGCGACCCGGUCCCAGUGGCCUGGUGGGGCCGACCCAGUUGCGGCAGGCGAUGCUCUUCUGCAUACCAGCCGUCAUCGCCGUCCACUAUGCAGUGCUGGGGACGGGUCCCGAGGCCAUAGGCUUGGCCGUUCUCACUUGGCUAUAUAACGACCUGUCUGGGGGCGACGAGCACUGGGUUCUCCGGAACAUCAUCAUCGCUGCUGCAUUCGGUCUGUACAACAUGGGUUCCCUAAAGGUUGCCGCCGGGCUGCUGCCCGGCCAGCCGGGUGAUUUAACGGAGCAGGGCCACAUGUGGAUCCUGGCAGUCAGCGGCGUGAUUUUGUCCACAAUGCACGUACAGGAUCUCAAGGAUCAGGAGGGUGACCAAGCCAGGAAUCGCCAUUCUGCGCCCUUGGUUCUGGGAGACUGGAUUUGUAGAUGGACGGUUGCUUUACCCGUAAUCUUCUGGUCCUUGUUCUUGCCACGGUACUGGGGAUUUUCUACACUGGGAGUGUCAUGCGGCACAUUUUUGAUGGGUUUAUGGGUAGCGUUCAGAUGUAUGGCCUACUCGGACAACAAGGCCGACAAGCGAACAUGGGAAAUCUGGGCACUGUGGAUUGUUUCGUUGUACGCAUUGCCCUGGCUAGUAUACACUUUACGGGAGGACGCAUAA